Molecule: messenger RNA, 7637 nt
Organism: Boleophthalmus pectinirostris (great blue-spotted mudskipper)
Lineage: Eukaryota; Metazoa; Chordata; Actinopteri; Gobiiformes; Gobiidae
Gene: phldb1b
Product: pleckstrin homology-like domain, family B, member 1b
Exons: 24
Coding region: 255-4967 (1570 amino acids)
Biological process (GO): regulation of microtubule cytoskeleton organization
Cellular component (GO): basal cortex
Molecular function (GO): protein binding
Source: RefSeq, a predicted model, not a curated record
UGAAUAGGUCUCAGAGGAGGGCGAGGGGAGAGAGGGGAGAGCCGGACCAUAGAGGACUACACACUGUUGUCUUUGGCACACUAUACACACAAGCUGUCUGCAUGUUUUGACUGUGAUUUUAAAAGAGGAGUUCAAACUGCAUGGGAGAGUCGACCUAGUGGAAGCCUGCACCUGAAUGGAGUAAAAGUACUGAAGAAAAAGUACUGGGAUAAAAGUACUGAAGAGAUUUGCAGAAGAACUUUGUGGAUAAACAGAUGAUGCUGAAGAAGGUGCGAUUCAAGGAUCUUCAUGUGUCGCCCGGAGACAGGGACAGCUCUGUGGACAUGGACCGACUGAACAGGAACAUGCCCGAAUAUGGACGUACCCAACACCAGAACCUCCAGAGCACUCCUUUGGACCUGAUUGACACAGGGAAGGGGUUGAAGUUCCAAGCAGAGCGCCCCCAUCUGGUCAGUCUGGGAAGUGGACGCCUGAGCACAGCUAUCACUCUGCUGCCACUGCCUGAAGGUCGAACUACGCUAGGCCAUGGUCCGAUGGACAUUGCCAUCCAGGGCCCUGGGGUGGCAGCGCAACACUGCUUCAUUGAGAACAGGUCUGGGGUGAUCACACUGCAUCCCUGUGGCAACCUCUGCUCUAUGGAUGGGCUGCAGGUCAAACAGCCCGUACGCCUCUCUCAAGGCUGCAUGCUGUGUUUUGGCCAAUCUGCCUUCUUCCGCUUCAACCACCCUGAAGAGGCCUUUAGGAUGAAGAGCAUGAUGCCACAGGGCGGCAGCAUCCACACUGCAGACUACAGCCUAUGUACAGACACGGAGAGCCUGGUCAAUGGGAAUCACCACUCCAGCCCGGCACAGUCCCCUCCGGCUCCUGGAGACAAAGUUCAGUCCGAACACAGUAAAAUCGUCAGCUCCAUUGAGAAGGACCUUCAGGAUAUCAUGGACUCCUUAGUCAUGGAUGACCCUCAGCCUUCAUCCUCAGACUCCAAAAAGCUCCCCGCUGGCUCAUCUACCUCCCCCCUGUCUCCCAUGGUCAACGGAGGUGGGCGGUACUUGCUGUCUCCACCUACCAGCCCGGGAGCCAUGUCUGUAGGGUCCAGUUAUGAGAACACCUCUCCCCCAUUCUCCCCCUUGUCAUCUCCAUCAGCGGCCAGCAGCGGGAGCUUCACCAGCCCCUCCCCCAUCGGUGGACCAUCUGACCAGAACGCCUCCCUGCCACCUGUGCCUGUUCGCUCCUCCAGCUACAACUUCACCUCCCAAGCUCCACCCAUCCCACAGCCACGGACCAUACUCAAUUUCAGCAGUAGCAGCAGUGGAGGUGUGGGUCAGAAGGUCCAGGAGAGCCCUAGGUUACAGAGAAAGCUGCUUACAGAAACUCCUCCAAGUCCGAAAUCGACCAGAAGAGGACUGAGUUUAGAUGGGAGCGAUAGCCCAAGACAAACCCCUGUUUUAUCUCCCGAAGAUUCUCUCAAUGGUCGCAACAUUGUGCCAAGUAGCCCUAGACUUAUGCCUAAAUUUUCUACUUGCCCAUCUCCAUCUCAUCCCAGGACCAAGACCACCACAGUGCUACAAGAAAGACCCGCUAGUCCUUUCCGGGAGCAGACUAGCUUAGCUGAUCGCACGCUCACCUCUAGCCCAUCAAGGCAACUUUCUCAACCAACAAGAGCCUUCCAGCCGCCUCUAGAUCCCAUUGUCCACAUCAUUCAGGGUGGACCUUUACAACAGCGAACGCUACAGCCCCCUGAAAGCCCACGUGUAACUCGGAGAAACAUGGAAGUGAAUGGUGGUAGUACUUCAGGUUUAAGUAUGAGAGAUUUGCCCCCGCUUAGCCCGUCUAUGGCGCGGAGAGGUGUGCCGGUACUUCCAGGAGCGCUUCCAGGAACAGUCCCCAUACUAAAGACUCCAGAUAGUCCUUCAUGUUUAAGCAAGCUAGUUCCUGAAAGCCCUAGACUGCGUCGCAAAACUGCAACAACGACAGAUGAGUUAUUAACCAGUAAAGGGAUGAGAGCACGUAGUCCAUCUCCUACUUUAAUGAUGGAGGGUAGUGCUAGUUCUAGAAAAGCUGGUUUGGGGAGCUCUCUGACCCCCGCCUACAGUCUGGGGUCGUUGCCGGGAUCGUCUCCAGCAGCCAGUCCCAGGACACACAGGAAGAUGUCGGCAUCAGGAAGGCCUCAUCCGGGAAUGAGGGAGAGGAAGAACAGUAUCACGGAGAUCAGUGACAAUGAGGAUGAGCUGUUGGAAUACCAUCGCAGGCAGAGGGAGGAGCGGCUGAGAGAGCAGGAGAUGGAGAGGCUGGAAAGACAGCGACUAGAGACCAUCCUAAACCUGUGCGCAGAAUACAACAAAGGAGAUGGGCCCGACCCCCUAAACUCCAGCAGGUUUCCCGGGGGACUGUCAGAGGGGACAUGUGGGAGGCCCGCUGUAGACAUUUUGGGAGGGACACCAUCCUCGUCCACUCUGCGUCUGGCCCAGAGACAAAGAGAGAGUGAUGAGGAGAAUCUGAAGGAAGAGUGCAGCAGCACUGAGAGCACCCAUCAGGAGGUGAGGAUGUCCCCCGGGCCCAGCGCAGGCUCUGCUCUGCAAAAUGGAGACAGACAGCAUGAGGACUCUCCUGGCUCUAGUCGCCUGGAGCUGGGGUACCUGGAGGAGGAGCGGGUGCGUGUCCUGUCCCGGAUCGAUGAACUCAAAACACGGCUGACUGAACUGGAACAGCAGCUACAGGAGUCCAAACAAGAGGCGGAAAUGGAGCGUGCUUUGCUACAGGGCGAGAGACAGGCAGAACUCGAUCAAAUUGAGGCUGAAACAGACAUCAUCUCACAGCUCCAAAACAAGAUGGAUGAACUGGAGAGCGCCAUUCAGAGGGAGAAAGACAAGGAGAGGGCUAAGGUUGAGGCUGAGCGCCAGGCCCUGCAGAGCCUCCAGGAGGGCUACGCGGAGCUCAAGAACCAGCUUCAUAACUGCCCCGAGUCCCUGCGCGAACAGUUGCAGGAACAGCUCAAAAGGGACGGAGAGGCGCUGGAGGCAGGAACCAAAAAGUUUGAGGACCUGGAGUUUCAGCAGCUGGAGCGUGAGAGCAGCCUGGAGGAGGAGAGAGAGACCAUGAGCCAGCAGCUACAGCAGGAGAGGAGCGAGUACCAGGCCAGUGUGGCCAAGAGGAAGGAAAAAGUUUCUGCUCUGGAAAACCAGGCCAGUCAGCUGGGCUUGCAGGCCUCUCAGGAGUGUGAACGACUGGCUAAAGACCGGACCCUGACUCUGCAGAUGCUUCAGAAGGAAAAGGACAGACUGUCUGCUCUGGAAAAGCGGUACCACAGCCUGACUGGAGGAAAGAGUUUUCCAAAGUCCUCCUCUGCAAUGAGAGAGCAGGGGGCACUGUACAUGAGCGAUGCUGUCUUGUUGGAGGAUGUGCGCUCCAGUCGGCCCUCUCUCUCUCGGGCCUCGCGCUCCUACUCUCUCCCUUUCCCUCUGUGUCAGCUGUACCCGAGCAGCCCCACAGAGGAGUACAUGAAGCUGUCCGAUGUGUAUAAGAUGUACAGCAGCGACAGCGGGCGGCCCCACAGUCAAACUUUUGCCAUAGACACUGCGUUAGCUGUUCCCUGCGAGGAGUAUGUGACAGUGGGACAGUUAAAUCAGAUGUAUGGAAUGCCCAAAGUGGAGUCGUCUCCUACCUCUCCGCUUCGUCAACCUCAGGCCCUGCAGUCUGGAACAGUAGACCCCGCCUACCCAUGCCUCCCCCCUCACCAUGGCUCCUCCCUCUCUCUCUCUGUUGAGGUGUUUCGCUCAAAGUUGGACAGUGACCCGGGACAGCCCCUCCUCACCUCCAGGUCUGGAUCAGCCUCUCCCCUGCUCCACGGUGCGGCCACACUGGGGCGAAACACAAGCUCAAAGAGCCCCCUGCUGGCUGCCAACAGCACUGGCAGUUUGCCCAGGAACCUGGCAGCGACUCUUCAGGACAUCGAGACCAAGAGACAGCUGGCCCUACAGCAGAAAGGUCAGCAGGUGAUUGAGGAGCAGCGGCGGCGUCUAGCUGAGCUGAAGCAGCGCGCUGCAGCAGAGGCCCAGUGCCAGUGGGAGGCGCUACACGGGUCCCAACCUCAGCUCCUCAGCCCCUCCCCCUCCUCCCCCUCCUGCUCACCCCUGCAGUCCUAUGGCGUUCACCACUCCAUCCUGCACCACCAGCCCGCCGCCCGAGAACAGCCCUAUGAUACACUCAGUCUGGAGAGCUCAGAUAGUAUGGAUACCAGCAUCUCCACGGGCAACAACUCAGCCUGCUCACCUGACAAUGUGUCCAGUGUUGGAGGAUUGGAUGCCCUAAAGAUUGAGGAGAUGGAGAAGAUGCUGAAGGAAGCUCAACUUGAAAAAGCCAGACUUAUUGAAUCUCGAGAGCGGGAAUACCUUGCUCGGAGACAGAUGCUGGAAGAGGAGAGGAGGAGGAGAGAGGAGGCAGAGAAAAGACUCCAGGAUGAAACACUCCAUCGAGAACAGCUCAUCGAGAAGGAGGUCAAAAUGAGGUCCAAGAACUUCGCUCAGGCCCGCCCAAUGACCCGUUACUUACCGAUCCGAAAAGAGGAGUUUGACCUGCGCUCUCACGUGGACUCGUCCGGGCACAACGUCGAAACCUGUUUCCAUGUCAUCGUCACGGAGAAGAUGUGCAAAGGGUACCUGGUCAAAAUGGGUGGAAAGAUCAAGUCCUGGAAGAAACGCUGGUUCGUCUUUGAUCGCCUUAAACGGACUUUCUCCUACUAUGUUGAUAAACAUGAGACCAAGCUGAAGGGCGUGAUCUACUUCCAGGCCAUUGAAGAGGUUUACUAUGACCACCUGCGAAGUGCCACCAAGAGCCCAAAUCCUUCCUUGACCUUCUGUGUUAAGACCCACGACAGACUGUACUACAUGGUGGCCCCUUCUGCCGAGGCGAUGCGGAUCUGGAUGGACGUGAUUGUAACCGGGGCAGAGGGCUACACACAAUUCAUGAACUAAGGAGUACAUCUCUGCCAGAUCUGUCCCAUCUGACUCCACUUCCUGUUUCCUGUCCCACUGUGGACACAUGCCUUCCUCAGCUCACUUUCAGUAUCACAGGUUUUUGAUUUUGAUCUUUUUUUUUUAAACAUUUUGUACGUGAUUCUGUUUGGAUCAAAAAGGGAGACAUGCUCAACUCAUGACUGUAUAUUAACCAAAUGUAAAGACUAUAAAAGCCUUUCUAUAUUGCCAAAUGGAGAUAUUCUAGUUACUUUUUUGUAUUAUUUUAUCUUUUUUACUUUUAUUCAUCGAUUCAGCCAAAAGACUCAAUGCCAAUGUUUAUUUUAAGUGCUCUAUUGUCACCAUUGCUUUUAGUUCAUCAAAAGGAUGUAAUCGGGAAGGACAAUUUAGACACAAACCCGUCUUUUACUAGUCUGUGAAGAGUCAAUGCACCAAGCUAGUGUUCACUUUGUUUCUGACACUACAUCACAUGCAGUGUAUCCAAUGUAUUUAUUGUAAAAAUGUUGCUCUAUCCAGGUUCAAAAAAUUCAUGUAUUACGAUCAUAGACUGUUUAAAGAAGUGGACCAAGCAAGUGUGACGUCACCCAUAAUGCUCGGCUCCAGUCAAAUGAAGAUCACCGAGGCAAGCAGUUAUGGAACAAAUUUGGAGUUCCAGAUUUGAAACAGGAAUUUAUUUAUAGACAAAAUAAUGAACGAAAAACACCGUGAUAAUGUAGAGUGGGUGAAUACGAUCAUUUUAAGACCAAAAUGAUAAGCCUGCAGUUAGAGAGUGGUGACAUUCAGUAUAAAUUGAUUUGGAGCUGGAGUCAAUGGAGCCGGAAGCACACCCAUGGUCACUUCCUGGUCAGCUUUGUCCAUUUGUAUAAACAGUAUAUGGUUACAAUUCACUACAGCUCAGGAGUUCACACUGCAGUUCUCCAUGUGUUUCAACUAUUAUAAAAGUAGCUGCUAAUUUUUAAAUGCUAAUUGAUUCAAACAUUUUGUUACUACAGUAGGCUAUUGACAGCACAUCAUUUUAUAUUAUUUUCGUGAAUUUGUAGCUUUUAUAAUGGUUCAUUCAUAUAUCCAGUGUUUAAAAUUUUAUUUAAAGGUGCACUGUGCAAAUUUUGAUGGAGGGUCAGCCAUCAGCUUGUCUCAUGGAGAUGUUUUUGCUUUGCCUGGGAUGUUCCACAGGAUGGCAUAAAAUAAAUAUUUAUUGUAGGCUAUCUAUUCAGUUACAGUAAAAACAUGUAUUAUUACUGUGAGCGGGCCCACCCCUCCACAGAUCUGACCUGUAACUUGCCCUUGUGAUGUGACCCGCAUGUCUCCAUACCAUCUUGUAGAACAUUCCAGGAAAAAAACUUUAACAUCUACAGCUAGUCAAGCAGGUGAUGGACCCACUACUAGAAAAGUUACACAGUGCCUUUAAAAGUCACUAUCUCUGAAUUAGGCUCAUUUGCCAACUCAAGCUACAUAUCCAUCGCUUCGCCACAUGAGCAGUUUUGCCAAGUAGCCUUUCUUAGCUGACUUGACCAUGCCCCUGGACAACAGAUAUCAUCACUGCCACUAGAGGGCGCUACAAUGUCCAACACAGGACCACAGGAGAUACACUAUACAGUGUAAGGACUAAUGCAAUUCAGAACUGUGCCUUGAAAUUGUCCAGUGAAUACACUACGGGGCCAUUGCUUUUAAUUGGUUGGCGAAGAGGUAUUGAAAGGGUUUUGAACCAAACUAUGUAGUUCGGUAGGGAUGGGACAAGAUUGUGCACACAGGCGGAAAAUUAUCUUGUGAGAUUUAGGGAUGCACCGAUACAAUACUGUUACUGGAUAUCGGCAUAGAUACUGAAAAAUUUGCUGGAUCAGAUAUCAGCUUCCAAAUAUUGGUUCAGUCAACCAGUUCAGGUUCAGUGGACAUAUAAUUUUAUGUAAUAAGACUUUUUCCUGGUUUUAGUUGGCCCAGAAAAGAACUGAUUGUACAGAUAGAAAUUAAAACACUAAGUUGUUCUGUGGUUACGUGGAAGGUAAAUAUCAGUUACAUAACACAAUAGGACCAGUUUUGUUUCAUUUUAUAUUAAGGAAAUAAGGGGUGAAAUCUGGUGAGUUAACAUUUUAAAAGGCCAUAGUUCCUAAAAGCAGAGCUAGAAUGACAGCAAAGAUAAAUUAAAAAAAUGGUAAGGGCCUGGAUUUUGUGGACCCAAUCUCAUGUCUCGUCCCAUCCCUAUAGUUCGAUUUAAAAUAAAUAUGUUUUAUAAAUCUGAUUCUAUGUUGAGACAUAAGAGCAUGAACAGGGAAUAGACAAACAACUGAAAAACUUAAAUAUUCUUCAUUGUUGAUAGUUAAAAGACCCAUUGAUUUGGAAGACAUUACGCUGUGAUUUUUGGCGCAUGUGAAACUGUUGUUUAGUUUCAUGUGUUAUAAAGUAAUUUAUGGUUGUCGUGCCUGAGAUAGUGACUAAAGAGACUAGUGAAGAGAUCUUAAUAUAUAUUGCAUCUCCCUUGCCUCUAUUUUGAAUGCACCAGUAUCAAAAUGUGUGCAAACCAAACUAUGAACACUGGCAAGGCUGUCUGUGCGUAUGUAGUGCUAUUGUUAUCUAUGUGAAAAGAGGAAUAAUAAUAUACUGUAAAGCGGAUGCCUGAAUGAAUAUCUUACUAUAAAAAUGAAAUGAUACUGUAAAAAAAAGUACAAUUUUUAC